Molecule: messenger RNA, 2451 nt
Organism: Sabethes cyaneus
Lineage: Eukaryota; Metazoa; Arthropoda; Insecta; Diptera; Culicidae
Exons: 5
Coding region: 98-2221 (707 amino acids)
Source: RefSeq, a predicted model, not a curated record
UGUUUAGAAAAAGUUUAUCUUUGAAAACAAGCACAAAUAACAUUAAAGAGUUCGGAAACUAUAAUUAAACUGGUGCAUUUUUUAAAAACACAAGAUUAUGGCAGAUUUGGAUGAUUCAGGAUGUGCAUUCACUAUAAAAUCAGAGCACGAAGACGGCUCUUUUUUAAUCAAAAUUGAAAAUACUGAAGUGUUUGAUCCAGAUGAUUUAGGAAGCGACUCGAAUAGUGUUGAUCAGUUCAGAUCACAGACGGAAAAGUUGGCCAAAAAAACUUUAGCUGAAGAAAUGUCCAAUACGUCUGCCCGUCAGAAAAAAGAUAGCAACAAACGUACAUUGAGCCAGAUUGCUUCAGAAUAUAUACUAACAAAAGACAAAUUUUAUCACUGCUGUAUUGAUGAGCGUAGUGGUUGCAGGUAUGUUCAGCGACAUUUAGACAUCAACAAUUUCGUCAGGCAUUUUAGAACUCUUCACCGGCAAAGAGCAUAUAAAAUUGGGCUCAUUAAGGAUGACUCGGCAAUAGUUGCUAAGAAAAGGCGUAUUAUUCCAAGAAAACCAAUAGCCAUCGACGUACAAAGCGUGCUGGAGGCAUGUCUUAAAUUAGUGACCUAUCACAAUCUUCCCCUGAAAUGUUUCGAAUGGUCCGGUUUCCGUCUAUUGUUAGAUCCUAUUUCCGAAGCCCUAGGUAUGCGUAUUAGUCAAACGGACAUCAAAUCACAUCUGCAUACCGCUGCGAAACAAGUAAUAGAUCAAAUAAAAACUGAAAUGAUGAACAAGCUUGUGUCAAUCAAAAUCGACUCUGUUUCUCGGCAUGGUCGUCAUGUGUUGUCUGUGAACGUUCAAUAUGAAAACAACCGAGAGAUAGUGAUGCACACUUUGAGCGUAAUUGAAGUUGAAGAGGAUCCAAUCGCUAAAAAUCUUAAAUGUAAAGUGGAUAAUGUUUUCCUUCGCUAUGGCCUAGCAAGGGAUCAAAUUUUUAUAAUUGUUAUUGACAAUGGAGCUAGCAUAUUUUCGGGCGAAAAACAUCGUCAGAAACUAUUUUCUAACGCAAUGUUCACUAACGAGUUAGUGAAAGUAGACAAUUUCAAUGAUUCAUUGAAAGAGGAAGAGUUACUGAAAGAUUUAGUAAAAGAACUUUCUCAACAAUAUUUCGUAGUUCGAGGCGCCAUACAUAUACUUCAAACAGCUCUCAAUGAUGUUGUUCAGGAGUCAGAUUCGUUCAUUACGCAAAUAACAGACUUUGCAAUCUCCUUAAAAAAGGCUAAAUAUACAGAUGAGUUUAGUCGCAGUAAGGCGAUUUAUCCUCCCUCGUGUUCACCUUCAAUGUGGAAUGGGAAAUACGCAAUUAUAGAGUGCAUUGUUAAACAAGAGAAUUUUUUUACUUCCUUAAGCCGUACAUUUCCAGAACUUAAGUUAACUAGCGCAACAUGGCAGUUCAUGAAAGAAUAUUUAGCUGCAUUUAUGCCAACGUACAAUGUCAUCAUGUUGAUGCAAAAUGAACAUCGUCCUUUCUCUGAUUUUUAUAUGCAGUGGUUGGUAGCAAUAAAAGAUGUGCGAAGUCUAUCCAACAACAGAUUCUCAAAACCAUUGGUCGAGUCGCUUACGAAGAGAUUGGGCGCUUUGAAAGAAAAUGUCGUGUUCAAAGCUGCUCUUUACUUAGAUCCUCGCUUCAAUUAUUUGAACUCGGCUGUGUUCACUAUUGCAGAGAAAAUCGAGAUACAGAACUACAUUAUAGAUCUAUUCAACAAAAUCGGAAAUGCUAAGCCGACAGGAUCGUCUUCUACUAUGGUAGAAUCAGAAGCUACCAAUUCUUCCAAGGACGACAUGGAUGAUUUUCUAACUGAAAUGUUUGGAGGAACGCUAGAAACUUCAGAAACUGCUUUGAGAAACCAAAAUUCCCCACUUCUUCAGAUAAUCAAAGUAUUAGAAAUCGAACCAAGACAGCCGCACAACUACGAUGUUUGGAAGCAUUGGCUGCUGAACCAGGCUAACAAUCCGGAGCUUUUUGCGGUGGCUAUGGUUGUACUGGCCACACCGUCGAAUUUUAUUCCGAUUGAAAGGGCUGUAAGCACCUUAGCUGUACUCAUGUCCGAUGUGGAUGAUGGAAAUAAGGAACAGACGCUAGAGGAUAUAUUACUCGUGAGACUAAACCAAGGUGUAUUCGACAGGCUAAACCUUACAAAAGAGAACAGUGAUUACCAAGAAUCUAGCGAUACUGGCACCUAAGCAACCCAACGCAUUUCAAUUGCAUGUACAUAAAUAAUGUGAACCAUACCAUCAAACACUAUUAUUCUUAUUAUUGCAUAGGGUCUUUUUCUAAUUCCCGUCGUAAUAAGUAAAGCUAUUCUAAUUUUCAUCAUUUGCUGGAUGGAUUUAAUGAAUACUCCAAAAGUUUUUGUGCUGAUUUGACUAAAACACACUUACCUUCCGAUCCGUGAACUUUCAAAUCACUGAAA